GUGGAUGACCUUAAAGAAUUUUCAUUUUCCCCUGAUCUCUGAUCAGGUAUCUCUACUUUCAGACCAUGUAUCCUUAUGGAAACGCAGUGAAGAGCUGCAACUGAGCAGUAACUUUUGCUUAAGUAGGUGUUACUCAAGUAUACGAGGUUGCAGGGGGGGCGAAGCAUGACUCAAAAACUUUUGAUCAUUGACACGGACUGUGGCAUUGACGAUGCCCAGGCCAUUAUGGUGGCAUUGGCACAACCCGAUGUGAAAGUUUUGGGCAUCACCUGCUGCUUUGGAAACACCACAGUCGAUCAUGUGUGCCAGAACGUCGUGCGGGUGCUGUCUGUUUGCAGACGCAAUGAGAUCCCGGUCUUCAAAGGGUCAGCCGGUCCUUUAGUGGGAGCUUUCAACGCCUUGAAGGACCACUUUGGCACAGACGGUCUUGGCGAUGUUUUAAAAGCAGAAGACCCAGUAGGCUGUAAAGACCAAAUCAAGCAAGAUAAUGCGGUGACUGCUAUGAUCAGACUGGUGUCUGAGAACCCUGGACAGGUGUCUCUUGUGGCCCUUGGCCCCUUGACCAAUUUGGCUCUGGCAAUCAGACUGGACCCAGCAUUUCCUCAGAAGCUGAAAGAUCUUUUCAUCAUGGGAGGAAAUAUGGAGGGAAAAGGUAAUGUGUCUGUGUGUGGUGAAUUUAACUUUGUUAUGGAUCCUGAGUCUGCAUAUGUUGUUUUGGAAGAAUACAUAUGUCCUACAUAUAUUGCAACAUGGGAAUUUACUUGCAGAAAUAAGCUUCCGUGGGACUUUUUUGAGAAGAUAACUGACCAAGAUCAAGCUGCUGCUCAUUUUAUGAAGACCAUCACAUCCAAGUGCUGGGCUUUCUCUCGGGAGUUUGGGGUGAACAAAAGAGACGUGCUCUUCGGCCAGGGCUUCGUGCCCUAUGAUGCAUACGCUGUGGCGGCGUGCAUUGACCCCAGCGUUGUGUUGGAGAGCGUGGAGUGCGCAGUUCGGGUGGAGCUGCAGGGAGCUUUGGGCCGAGGGAUGAUGGCACUGGAUCCCAGCAACAUGCUAAAGAAGAACCAUAGAGUAACCAUCAUGAAAACAUGCGACCUAGCAAAGUUUGGUGAGCUACUAGCGGCUUCACUCAAACAGCCAAAAAUAGACAGUAAAUAACAGUAAACUCUAACAGUAAAUAACAGUAAACUCUAAGAUCCGUCCAUCCCUUCCAGUGUCGGAUAUGUUUGGCACUCCGGGCUAGAUACCCAGACGUGGAUGGAUCUAGGCCUAGUCCAAGACCCACAGCCUUCUUCUCAGGAGAUCUUCAUCGAAGUUCUCUCUUAGUCCAGGACCAGGGAACUGAUGUUUCAUUUUGAUUGUGUAGCACUGUGGAUUUUCAACAUAAAUAAAGGGCAAAUCAAGGGCAAAA
Messenger RNA from Alosa alosa (allis shad), 1408 nucleotides. RefSeq lists its product as uncharacterized. Bases 166 to 1155 code for a protein of 329 amino acids. Gene Ontology annotation, molecular function: hydrolase activity, hydrolyzing N-glycosyl compounds. Lineage: Eukaryota; Metazoa; Chordata; Actinopteri; Clupeiformes; Clupeidae. The record is from RefSeq and is a predicted model, not a curated record. The transcript has 6 exons.